AUGCAUGUCAAUACAAAGGAUAAAUCCUCACAUCAGAAAGACAUUGAAAAUUUAACUAAAAUAAAAGGAAAUAAUACAUGUGCUGAUUGUGGAGCAAAAUGUCCAAGAUGGGCUAGUAUAAAUUUGGGAAUAAUAAUAUGUAUAGAAUGCUCAGGAAUACAUAGAAAUUUAGGAGUCCAUAUUUCUAAAAUAAAAUCAUUAACAUUGGAUAAAAUUAUGCCACAAUGGAUACAUUGCAUAAAAGCUAUAGGAAAUGACUUAUCAAAUGCAUAUUACUUGUAUAAUUUACCGCCUGAUGCAUAUAGGCCUAAACAAGGAGACUCUUCUGCGGUUAUGCAAGAUUGGAUCAAAAAUAAAUAUGAGAAAAAGCUAUAUGCCCCUUCUAAUAGGAAAGAGCCAAGUCAAUAUUAUAUAGAAGGUAUUGAUCCAAGAAACAGUAUUAUGGUACCUGCACUGCCGAAUACUGAAAUGAGCAAAGGAAAUGAUGCUUCUAAGCACCGAGUAAAUGAACCAUCAAAUUUAAAAAAUGAACCGAAUUCUGUAAAAAAAAAAUAUAUCUCUGAGUCUAGCGACAUGUUUGAUUCCCUACGAAUUGUGGACCACUUUAAAUCGGGAACCGCAUUCGAAAAUAAAAAGAAUAAUGAUUAUGCAAAAAAAAAUGAUGAUUUUAUGGAUUUUAGUAAGGACCUAAUUUAUAAAGCUCAACCAAAUAAUAAUAUUAUGUACUCCUUUGAUAAUUUAGAUUAUAACGAAAUAGGAAUAGAUUAUAAGAAAAAUAAUACCAAUAAUAAUAGUGGCAAUAAUAAUGGAAAUAAUAGUGUCAAUAAUAGUGGCAAUAAUAGUGGUGGUAACUUUCGAAACUCUUAUUCGUUUAAUGAUUUCUCAAAUGUUAAUAAUGAGUUUUUUGAGAUGGCUCAUGAAAAAAAUUCCAAUACUUCAAAUAUACAAAAAACAGAGAAUUUAAAAAAUAAAAAUGGCUACACAAAUUAUUCAAAUAAUAAUCAAGUUAAUAAUAAAAAUCUUAAUAAUAGCAAUAUAGAGAUAAAUAUUCCCAAUUAUAGUUUUAACUACAAUUAUGAUUAUAAUAACAACCAUAGCAAUCAAAAUGUGAAUGUAAAAAGUUAUAGUAAUACAGAAGAAAUUAUCAACAGUAAUGAAAAAAACAAUUUUCAGAAAUUUAGUGGAAAUAAAAAUUUUAGUAAUCAUAGUUCACUUUCAGAAAAGGAAUUAAGGAAUGCAAAAGUCCAGGCUGCAAAAAAAUGUAUUGCUAGACUUUUUGCUAAUUCAAAACAUAAUUCACAUUCCAAAAAAAAAACAAAUACAAAUUUUAAUAGCUAUUUUACAAGCGAUAAUAAUAGUAAUAAUAGCAAUUAUUCCUAUAUGAAUGAUAUACAUUCUGAAAAUGUAGACAGAUUAAAUUUGAAUAAAAUACCACAAACAAAUAUUAUAAAUACUAGUGCAGAUGACAAAUUUGGAAUUUUUGAAAAAAAUAGUUCCAUGAAAAAUCAAGAAAAUAAUAAUCAAAAUAUCGAUAUUUUUUAA
Molecule: messenger RNA, 1542 nt
Organism: Plasmodium yoelii
Lineage: Eukaryota; Apicomplexa; Aconoidasida; Haemosporida; Plasmodiidae
Exons: 6
Coding region: 1-1542 (513 amino acids)
Molecular function (GO): GTPase activator activity
Source: RefSeq, a predicted model, not a curated record